UGCCUCUAUAAAUCCCCAGGAGAAACUGCCCUGAGCCAGAAAGCCACCCCCACGCAGCUGAUCUUGACACAGAGGAUCAACCAAGUUUUCAGUGCACACCUACGACAGCUACAGGAACAGUAAAGAUGCGUGGUGCGGUGUUGGGAUGCCUGCUGCUGGUGUGUGCUGUGCUCCUGCUGGUCGAGCAAGCCGAGGGUCAUAUCACCUUCUUCAGCCCCCAACAGAUGGAGGAGAUGCGGUUAAAGGGAAAGGGCCCCCGUUCAGAGGACAAAACACCUGAGGAAACGUCAGUUCAGCCACUACCGCUGGAGGAGGAUCCCCAGGUCCAUGGCACAGAGGUUGAGAUCUCUAUCAAACUGACUGCUGAUCAGCUGGAGCACGUAACAAAGGAGAUUGUAAAGGAUGCACUGGAAAUUGGAGCUGCUUAAGGAGACAGCGGUUCCGCCCCUAUCUGCAGACUGCUGUUGAUAGACACCACCGUCCAUCCAUUGCAAGCUCAUUUUGUGUCCUGUGAAAAUGGAUAAAUAAAACUAAGCUAUCAUUUCA
Alosa sapidissima (American shad) is the source of this 546-nucleotide messenger RNA. RefSeq names its product motilin-like (gene mlnl). The transcript is spliced from 5 exons. NCBI's taxonomy places the organism in Eukaryota, Metazoa, Chordata, Actinopteri, Clupeiformes, Clupeidae. The record is from RefSeq and is a predicted model, not a curated record. The coding region runs from base 126 to 428 and encodes 100 amino acids.